AUGGGAUUGAGAAUGGAGCUUUGCCCAACAUACGAGUCUCGCUUGGUGCAAUGGUGGACGGAAGCUAGGAAACGCAUACAUAAGCAAACGCGGAAAGGAUUUGACACAUUCGUGAUGCUCAUCUGCUGGACACUUUGGAAGCAGAGGAACGCGAGAGUAUUCGGAUCGAGCCAAAUCAAGAACGAAUGGGAGACCGUGGACUUGAUCUUCGACGAUUUGAGGACCUGGGCUACGGCAGGAGCAUUUGGAGGACGAUCGAUACCUGAGUAA
Messenger RNA from Triticum turgidum subsp. durum (durum wheat), 270 nucleotides. Lineage: Eukaryota; Viridiplantae; Streptophyta; Magnoliopsida; Poales; Poaceae. The record is from the annotation of a GenBank genome assembly.